Molecule: messenger RNA, 4195 nt
Organism: Pantherophis guttatus
Lineage: Eukaryota; Metazoa; Chordata; Lepidosauria; Squamata; Colubridae
Product: catalase-like
Biological process (GO): hydrogen peroxide catabolic process; response to hydrogen peroxide
Cellular component (GO): cytoplasm; peroxisome; mitochondrion
Molecular function (GO): heme binding; catalase activity
Source: RefSeq, a predicted model, not a curated record
GUGGUGGUUGUGAGCGGUGCAGCUUUGGGGACUCGUUCCCCUUUUCGCAAUCAAGAUCUUUGACAUUAGCGCUCCCCAGCCGACAGCGUCCCGUCUCUCUUUAGGGUCGGGGUCUCAUUUCUCCCAAAAUGGCCUGCGAUCGAGAUUACGCCAAGGAGCAGCUGAAGCGCUGGCAAGAGCAGCGGGGCUCGCAGGAAGCCGAUUCCUUAACUACAGGAGCAGGAAUCCCAAUAGGAGACAAGCUGAAUGUCCUGACCGUUGGUCCAAGAGGCCCACUCCUGGUUCAGGAUGUGGUUUUCAGUGAUGAGAUGGCACACUUUGACCGGGAAAGGAUUCCUGAGAGAGUUGUCCAUGCCAAAGGAGCCGGAGCAUUUGGCUUUUUUGAAGUGACACAUGAUAUCACCACAUAUUGCAAGGCAAAAGUAUUUGAGCACAUAGGCAAAAGAACUCCAAUGGUUAUUCGAUUUUCAACUGUUGCUGGAGAAUCAGGCUCAGCUGAUACAGUUCGUGACCCUCGAGGCUUUGCAAUGAAGUUCUACACUGAAGAUGGAAAUUGGGAUCUUGUAGGGAACAACACUCCCAUUUUCUUCAUUAGAGAUGCAAUGCUGUUUCCAUCUUUUAUCCAUACUCAAAAGAGGAAUCCACAGACACAUCUGAAAGACCCAAACAUGGCAUGGGACUUCUGGAGUCUUUGCCCUGAAUCUUUGCACCAGGUAUCAUUCAUGUUCAGCGAUCGUGGCAUUCCAGAUGGGCACCGUCACAUGAAUGGCUAUGGGUCACAUACUUUUAAGCUAGUCAAUGCUUACGGCAAUGCAGUAUACUGCAAAUUUCAUGCAAAGACUGAUCAAGGAAUUAAAAACCUUUCUGUCAAAGAUGCAGAAAGACUGGCUUCUGAAGAUCCGGAUUAUGGCCUGCGUGAUCUUUACAAUGCAAUUGCUAAUGGAAACUUCCCCUCUUGGACUUUCUACAUUCAAGUUAUGACAUUUGAACAAGCUGAAUGGUUUCCAUUUAAUCCUUUUGAUGUAACAAAGGUUUGGCCUCACAAAGAUUAUCCUCUCAUUCCUGUGGGAAGAAUUAUAUUAAACCAAAAUCCUGUCAAUUAUUUUACUGAAGUGGAACAAUUGGCCUUUGAUCCAAGCAACAUGCCUCCAGGAAUUGAACCUAGCCCUGAUAAAAUGUUACAGGGUCGUCUUUUCUCGUAUCGAGAUACCCACGGACAUCGUCUGGGACCCAACUACCUUCAAAUUCCUGUAAAUUGUCCAUACCGAACUAGGGUGGCCAAUUACCAGAGAGAUGGAUUUAUGUGCAUUUCUGAUAACCAGGGUGGUGCUCCAAACUAUUACCCAAACAGCUUUACUGGCCCUGAGGAACAACCCGCUCUGAAGGAGAGCUGCGUAUUUAUCUCAGGCGAUGUACAACGUUUUAAUAGUUCAGUUGAGGAUAACGUCUCUCAAGUACGGGAUUUCUUUGUCAAAGUAUUGAAUGAGGAAGAGCGCAUGAGGCUUUGUGAGAACAUUGCCAACCAUCUUAAGAAUGCUCAGCUUUUCAUCCAGAGGAGAACUGUGAAAAACUUUACUGAUGUUCAUCCUGAUUAUGGUGCAGGCAUUCAAGCCUAUCUGGAUAAACACAAUGCUGAAGGAAAAAUAAAGGAUUAAGUUCAUACAUAAUACACAAACUUCAUUCACUGGAAAGGAGAAAUCUUAUCUGUAAAUGGCAUGAUCUAUCAUUAGCAGUCACAUUGCAACUGUUUAUCUGAAAUCCCUCAAUCUGGAAAAUGAGCUAUGAAAAGCUUUACAUGUAAUGGAAUUACCUGCUGUUAUUCUGUUAACUGCAGUACAUAACCAAGUGUGAUUCUGACUAUAAAAACAAUUUGAAUUCACCAUAUAGAUUGUUAAUGCUGAAUACAACCUGGCAAUACAUUUGAAAUACAUUAGAAUAAUAACUUUUGGUUUAUUUUUGUGUAUUAACAUGUUUUAUUAUUGUAAUCCUGCAUUUAUUUAGCAAAAGAAUAUACAUUGUUAUGAUUGAUACCUUUUAUUGGCAGUGCUGGCUUUUGUAUUGCAUAUAACAAAUCUUUUUCAAAUCUCCACGUAGUACAUUUAAAAACUAUUGUAACAUAUUUGAAGGAGAAUUAUGUUUAAAUGUGAAACUUACUUGUACUAUGAAAGCUUUAUAUAUAAUGGUAUUAUGUUCUUAUCUGUUAGCAGCAAUACAAAAGCAUUCCAAUUUGAAGAUCUUUUUUUAAAAAAAACUAUAGAUAAUUUAGGCUGAAUGUGUGUUGACAAUAAUUCUGAAAUGGCAUGGUUGAAAUAUUAGUGCAACAAUUGUGUUAUUUUUGCGUAAUACUCAAAACAUGAUUUCUAUUCAUGUAAAAAAUCUCCAUUUAUAAAAGUAAGACCACACCUGGAAUUUACUAUGACCAAUUUUGGUCACCAUACUACAAAAAAGAUGUUGAGAUUUGGAAAAAGUUCAGAGAAGUGCAACUAAGAUGAUCAAAGGCCUGGAGACUAAAACAUAUGAAGAACGGCUGCAGGAUUUGAGUUUGGUUAGUCUAAAGAAAAGAAGAAUUAGGGGUAACAUGAUAAGCAGUAUUCCAGUACAUGAGGGGCUGCCACAAAGAAGAGAGGGUCAAAUUAUUCUCCAAAGCACCGAUAGACAGGACAAAAAACAAUGGUUGGAAACUAAUCAAAGAGAGAAGCAACCUAGAAUUAAGGAGAAACUUCCUAACAGUGAAGACACUUAACCAGUGGAACAGCUUGCCUCCAAAAAUUGUGAGCGCUCCAUCACUCGAGGUUUUUAAGAAGAGUCUAGAGUCUAUUAUCUGAAAUAGUAUAGGUUCUUCUGCCUGAGCAGGUGCUGGACUAGAAGACUUCCAAGAUCCCUUCCAGUUCAUUCAUUUUUCAUUUAUUCACUGACAGAAUAUAUAUGCAUACACACACCCAUACAUGCUGUAUAUACAUACACACAUUUAUAUCUGUUGUUGGUAAUGCUGAUAUUUUUUUUAUUUAAUUAAUCAAAUUUAUAUAGCUACCCAUCUCACCAAAGAUGCUUUUGGAUGUCACACCAUAAAUGGGUAAAACCACAUUAUAAAAGCCACAGAUGCAAAAAUAUAUAAAUGGUAGAUAAUAUAAAAACAGGCAUACAAACCCUAGACAAAGAGAGAGUAAAAUAAAACUAGCUACCUCAGGAAUGGAGCAAUUUUAGCAAGUCUUUAAUUCCCUGAGAACCCCAGACCUGAUACUAUAAAAGGUUGCGAGAGCCUUGUGGAAUAUCAAAAGGAUGAAAGUAACAAUUUUGCAGUAAAGAAUAUUCCAUAAAAUGAAGGAAACGCCCCUCCCCCCAUGCUGAUGGUACCUGUAGCAUGCCUACUCUGGCAAAAUGGGAAAGACUAGGGAAAGGCAUUGUCUGAAUAGCCCAGUUACAUGCCAUGAAGGGCUUUAUAGGUCAAAAACAGCAUCUGCAGUUGAAUUGGACUGGAAGCAAUCUGACAACCAAUGCAACUCACAGAGCAAAGAUAUAACAUGCACUAUUCUAAGAGCACACAUAACUGCUCACACCACUAUUUUUUGUACAAGCUGAAACUUUUGAUAUUCUUCAAGAGCAGCCCCAUAUAGAAUUCAUUGCAGUAAUCCAAUCUAUAGGUGAGUUGAGCAUAAGUGACUAACUGUGACAAGUGUCUGCUGAUCCAGGAACAGGUGCAAUUGGCACACAACACAAAGCUGUGCAAAGUUUCUCCCAGCCAAGACUGCCACCUGCUCAUUGAGGAAGAGUUGUGAGUCUAGGAGGACCUCCAAGUUAUGUACUGGGUCUUUCUUUGGACAGUUAAUCCCAUCCAGCACUAAAGAUGGCAUUGUCCUGGAAACCAUUGGGCCCCAAAAUCCAGAGCCAUUGAGAGUCAAAAUCAGCCACUCAGACAUUUUAGUAGUGUAACAAGUAAAUGAAAUAAUAUUAUAUAAUUACUACAAUUAGAGCAAUUUUAAAUAAAGAUACACUGUGUAUGAAUCUGUGAAUGAAAACCUCCAUUCAUACUGUACACUUAAGAAUGAUUAAACAAUGGAUUAUGCUAAUUGCAAAUUCUCCUUGUUCUUGGGUUUCUUUUGUUGGUUCAAGAUGGAUGACAACAGCAGACUUUUGAAACAAUAAAACUGGAAUGUUUUUACAAUGCUUAUUCUACAAUAAAAUUCUCAUAAAUGUC